AUGGCAGACAUGGAUGAGAAAGCUGCAACCAUGGAACAGCAGGAGGUCUUCGAUCAGGCCAAAGCGGCAGCCGACGAGGAGCACGAAAUGACGUUACCCCAAGCCAUGCGUAAAUAUCCCAAGGCUGUGCUCUGGUCGGUACUGCUAUCCACUUGCAUCAUCAUGGAAGGAUACGACAUCGUCCUGAUGAGCUCCUUCUUCGCACAACCAUCCUUCUCGCGAAAAUACGGGGAAUUCAACGAAGGUACUGGGACAUACGAGAUAACGGCAUCAUGGCAGAAUGGACUCAGCAAUGCCGUGAGCGUAGGUACAAUCAUCGGAGCGUUUGCCAAUGGGUACUUCAUCCAUCGAUACGGUUAUCGUCCGGUCUUGCUGGUGUCGAUUGCGGCUAUAUGUGCAUUAAUCUUCAUCUCCUUCUUCGCGCCUAAUGCUCCCGUCCUCCUCGUUGGCCAAUUCCUUUGCGGUAUACCGUGGGGUGUAUUCGCUACCAUGGCACCUGCCUACGCCAGCGAGGUCUGCCCACUAGCUUUGCGAGGUUACCUGACAGUAUAUGUCAAUCUUUGCUGGGCGUUUGGCCAGCUCAUCUCCGCUGGAGUACAAUCAGCAUUCUCCGGCAAUACUACGCAAUGGGCAUACCGCAUACCCUUUGCCAUCCAAUGGGCCUGGCCUAUUCCUCUCUUUGCGAUCCUCUGGAUGGCACCCGAGUCUCCGUGGUACCAUGUUCGCACCGGCAACCUCGACAUGGCCGAGAAGAUGAUCACACGCCUUUCGUCCUCAUCGCAACGACACCUUGCCAAGCAGAAGGUAGCCAUGAUGGUUCGUACGAACGAGUUGGAGAAGUCUCUUGAGGAAAAUACGUCGUAUCUCCAAUGCUUCAAGGGCAUCGACCGCCGUCGCACCGAGAUCGCAUGUAUGGUUUUCGCGGCACAGCCUAUCUGCGGCUCGGUCAUGGGCGGUACACCGACCUACUUCUUCGUUCAAGCCGGAGUACCAAACUCGAUCUCAUUCAAGAUGUCCGUUGGCGGCCUCGGUAUGGCAUCUGUCGGCACACUCGUGUCCUGGGUUCUCAUGAGUUACAUCGGUCGUCGAAAGCUCUACCUCUGGGGACUUGGUGGGCUGGCGACCAUCCUCUUCAUCGUCGGUUUCAUCAGUGUGGGUGCCGGUGACUCCGCCGGCGGCAACUAUGCACAAGCUGCCAUGAUGAUCGUCUGGCUCUUUUGGUACUACAUGACCGUCGGUCCUAUCUGUUAUGCCAUUGUCGGAGAAGUCUCUUCCACACGUCUUCGCAGCAAGACUGUGUGUCUAGCACGCAUCACGUACUAUAUCGCGCAGAUUCUUACCAACGUCAUUAACCCAUAUAUGUUAAAUCCAACUGCCGGCGACUGGAAGGGCAAGACUGGUUUCUUCUGGGGCGGAGGAGCGCUUCUCUUCUUCAUUUGGGCGUUUUUCCGUCUCCCGGAGACUAAAGGACGGACUUAUGAGGAGCUGGAUAUUAUGUUUGCUGAAGGAAUUCCUGCAAGGAGCUUUGCAAAACAUACUAUUGAUGCGUAUGCUCAUGGAGGUUAUGCUGAUCGGAAGGGUUCUGGGGAUGAACAUGUUGAGUGA
This is a messenger RNA of Alternaria atra, 1605 nucleotides long. RefSeq lists its product as uncharacterized. Gene Ontology annotation, cellular component: membrane. The transcript is spliced from 2 exons. NCBI's taxonomy places the organism in Eukaryota, Fungi, Ascomycota, Dothideomycetes, Pleosporales, Pleosporaceae. The coding region runs from base 1 to 1605 and encodes 534 amino acids. Gene Ontology annotation, molecular function: carbohydrate:proton symporter activity. The record is from RefSeq and is a predicted model, not a curated record. Gene Ontology annotation, biological process: carbohydrate transport; transmembrane transport.